Caenorhabditis elegans is the source of this 1068-nucleotide messenger RNA. It is a transcript of the gene sre-16, whose product is annotated as Serpentine Receptor, class E (Epsilon). Gene Ontology annotation, cellular component: membrane. Gene Ontology annotation, biological process: sensory perception of chemical stimulus. NCBI's taxonomy places the organism in Eukaryota, Metazoa, Nematoda, Chromadorea, Rhabditida, Rhabditidae. The coding region runs from base 1 to 1014 and encodes 337 amino acids. The transcript is spliced from 8 exons. The record is from RefSeq and is marked reviewed.
AUGGUUCUACUUUCAAUUGAAUUCUAUGAAAAUGCUUCGUACUAUUUUUUAAUAAUUUUGAAUGCUAUUUCCAUUCUAUACUACAUUUUCAAUACAACUAUAAGCAUAAAAGCUGGUUGUUUCAAACGGAACAUUCAUAUUCUACACCAUGCAAUUUAUGUUUGUUGUCCAAUUAUUUCAACUCUAAUGAUCUUGGAAAAGAUUCUGGAAAUUAUGGGAAAAGUAGAAGAAUAUGAAUCAUCCAAUCAACCAUACAUUUUUCUACAGUUUGUCAGAACUGCACUCAUAUCUACCCCGUUUCACUCUCUAGCGAUCACAGUGUUAGAGAGGCUAUGUGCAACUUAUUAUAUUAAAGAUUACGAACGGAAUCCUAGAUUUUUCAUUGGAUUCUCUUUGAUUGGUGGUCUCUAUGCUUCAUCUAUACUUACAGCCUGUAUUAUUAAAUUCACUUCCUAUAUUCUACACUUUGCAAUAUGUGAUGUAAUUAUGAACAUUGUUUCUUAUAUAUUUUUAAUAUGGAACCAAAAACUAAAUCGUAAAUAUUAUCAUGAUAAUCGCCGUGUAUCUAAUCACACGUACUCUCUCGGAGAACGAUAUCAGAUAUCUGAAAAUAUUCGAGUUUUCAAGUAUUACACCCGUUAUGUAUCCAUUUUGACGUUUUUUAUAAUUGUAUGCAUAUUAAGUGUUAUUUUUUCAUUUUCUGCUACCCCCAAUGUUCAACGCCUCUUGAAAUUUAUUUUCAAUCUCAGCUAUACUUUAUUAACUAUUUUUGGGCCAUUCUUUUUUCUUCAAAUGAGCGAUUCUUGGCAAAAUGAGUUGCAUGAAAUUCUUUCCAAGGUUCGAUUGAGAAAAAAGUCAAAAAUUCAAGACAUUGCUGCUAAGGCAAAGAGUUUGAGAAAUACGUUUGGAAAACAAAUGGAUUUUGAGAGGAAGAAGCAUUGUGACGUAUACUUUGAACAGUUGAAAACUUCUUGGAAUCAGUCAAGACAACCGAAUAAAUCUCGAAUUUUUUAAGUGAAACUUUUUAAAUUUUUAUUUUGAAUUUUAUGAAUAAAAAAUUCAAUUUAA